UGGGCAAAGCGCUGAGUCACUCCCGCUGUCCCCUCCUGCUGUCGCCUCCCGCUGGCCGGCAUCGGCCGCGCAGCUGAGGCCAGCGGCGAGCGGAGCCCGGGGACUGCCCCGCGGCGAGGGCCGUGCCCGGCGUGCUCGCAGCACUACCCGCACUCCCGGGGACAGCGAGCGAGUGACCUUGCGGGACAGCCUCACGUCAUGGUGGACUACUACGAAGCGCUGGGGGUGAGCCGCAGUGCUACCGCCGAUGACAUCAAGAAGGCGUACAGGAAGGCUGCGCUGAAAUGGCACCCGGAUAAAAACCCAGACAACAAGGAGUAUGCUGAGCAGAGGUUCAAGGAGAUUGCCGAGGCGUACGAAGUGCUGUCGGACAAACAAAAGCGUGAUAUCUAUGACCGUUAUGGCAAGGAUGGACUCAUGGGUGCAGCAGGAACAGGAGGCUCUGGGGCCAGUGCUGGGGCUCCCGAAUUCACUUUCACCUUCCGCAGUGCUCACGACGUCUUCCGGGAGUUCUUUGGCGGGCGAGACCCCUUUGCUGACUUCUUUGAUGAGAUGCUGCCCUUCUCUGAGCUGCGAGGACCUGGCCCAUGGCACCACAGAGGAGGUCACUUCUUUUCCACCUUCCCAGGAUCCUCAGAUUUCUUUGCCUCGUCCUUCAGCUCCGGUGGCAACAGAGGGCUGGGCUUCCGCUCCGUCUCCACCUCUACCACCUUCGUUAAUGGCAAGCGCAUCACCACCAAGCGGAUUAUCGAGAACGGGCGGGAGCGGGUGGAAGUGGAGGAGGAUGGGGAGCUGAAGUCGAUCCACAUUGAUGGUGUCCCCGACGACAUGGCGCUGGGGCUGGAGCUGAGCCGGCGCGAGCAGCAAGCCUUCCCCAGCACACAGCCCGCCUCGCCACCCGCCCCGCGCCAGCCCGUGAGCUCCUCGCCCGUCUGCCUCUACACGGACAGCGAGGACGAGGAUGAGGACUUGCAGCUGGCCAUGGCCUACAGCCUCUCGGAGAUGGAGGCUGCGGGUCACCACCGAGCAGGUGGGCACGGCCCCGGCACCCCAUCCUCCUCCCGCAGAGCCCGCGGCACCCGGGGGGGGCCGGAGCGGGAGGUGGCGGGGGCCGGCAGCCCCGCCACAGAGGGGCAUGAACCUGCUGCCUCCAAAGCGAAGCAGUGGCACUGCCCCCUGCUCUGAGAAUGGGGCUGAGGCUGUGCCCCUACCGUGGGGCAAAGAGAGAAAACACGGGUGUUGCUGUGUGGGGCUCGGCUCCUGCCUUCCCCAGCAAGGUUGGGGGCUCUCCUGCCCUGCCUCCUUUCUGCCACUGAGGUGGGUGGGCAGGCAGCUGGUGGCACCCCGGGGCGGGGGGGCUGCCACAGUUGGGGGUGGUGGCUGGAAGAGGGGCGCUGGUGGGGUUCUGGAAGCACAGGAUGCCUGCGAGCAGGUGUGCCCUGGCUCCAGCUGCUCCUCUCUCCCUGCCUGCCCUGCAGACACAGGGGCUCCAGGCACUGCCUCCCUGGCUGCUGCCUGCCCCUGCCCAUGCUGAAAGUACUGGGGUUGAGCUCUCUCUCCUUGCAAGGAGGGAUCUGUGUGUGUGAGCUCUGCUUUGUGCCUUGUGUCUGUCUCUCCUCUGGAUGCUGUCACUCCUGCCUGUACUCCCUCCUCCUCUGUUCCUCCCACUGCAGACCCUGCCUGGUCACCCCUGCCCUAUGCUUUGCACACCUUGCAGGGCACUGUCACCCCUCUACCUUGGCUUGGGGGCACUAUGCCUCCCUGCUUCCAGCAGCAGCAGUGACCCUCAGUGAUGCUUACAGGCAUUCCCGCCCUCGUCGUUUCCAGUUGUAGUCCUGCCUUGGCUCUCUUUCUCCUCCUCCUGGGACCUUCCUCACUCCCUCCCUGCCCCUCUGCAGCCCCGACCAAGGAGGGUUUCACAGGUGCCGUUGUGUCCCCCCCUCCGCUUGUCU
Messenger RNA from Pezoporus flaviventris, 1952 nucleotides. It is a transcript of the gene DNAJB2, whose product is annotated as DnaJ heat shock protein family (Hsp40) member B2. The record is from RefSeq and is a predicted model, not a curated record. The transcript is spliced from 9 exons. Bases 199 to 1185 code for a protein of 328 amino acids. Lineage: Eukaryota; Metazoa; Chordata; Aves; Psittaciformes; Psittacidae. Gene Ontology annotation, cellular component: cytosol; endoplasmic reticulum membrane. Gene Ontology annotation, molecular function: ATPase activator activity; Hsp70 protein binding. Gene Ontology annotation, biological process: positive regulation of proteasomal ubiquitin-dependent protein catabolic process; protein refolding.